Musa acuminata subsp. malaccensis (wild Malaysian banana) is the source of this 759-nucleotide messenger RNA. RefSeq names its product protein SHORT HYPOCOTYL IN WHITE LIGHT 1. NCBI's taxonomy places the organism in Eukaryota, Viridiplantae, Streptophyta, Magnoliopsida, Zingiberales, Musaceae. The record is from RefSeq and is a predicted model, not a curated record. Gene Ontology annotation, biological process: negative regulation of photomorphogenesis; regulation of abscisic acid-activated signaling pathway.
AUCGUUUGGGCCUCUGCUCUCGUGCUUCCAUGGCGUCCUUCGCCAUCUCCCCUUUCAUCCCUUCCUCGGCUCCUCGCCUGCUGCCGUCGAACUCUUUCCAUUCCUUUUCCCUGCCUCUCCUCUCACAUCGCCGCCUUCGCUCUCCGGCCCGAGCCUCCGAGAGGUUGUCGUCCUACCAUAAGGAGAAGGUAGCGGUGGUCCUGGACCCUGGAGCCUGGGUUGGCGAUAUUGGCGGCGAAGAGAGUGGCGGGGAGGAUGACGAUUACAAUGAGGAGGACGAGGAGGAACAAGACCAGAGUUUGGAUCUCAUCGUAGGUUUUCUUUAUAGCGUUUUCAGAAAGAUCUCUCGGUCGAUGCGGAAGGCCGCUCGGUCGGUGCUACCGCCUUUCAUUCCCUCGAAAUUGGUGGGGUUCUCGGUCAAUGGGGUUUUGAUACUGGCCUUCCUGUGGAUUCUUAAGGCAUUUCUUGAGGUUGUCUGCACGCUAGGCAGCAUGGUGUUCGUUAGCAUGCUGCUUGUCCGGGGGAUAUGGUCCUUUGUGACUUACACGAUGGAAAACCAAUACAACUAUGCAAGCAGGAAUGACGAAGAGGGCAGCAGAUGGAGUGGUGUCGGUGCUGCUUGAUUCAUGGUCCUCCUCAUUUUAUGAGGAAGCACUGAGACCUCAAGUCUGUACAUAUCUUGGUGUCAUUUGGGGAGGACUAAUUUCUAUGAUGCUUUUUAACUUGCCACACCAGAAUUAUAAACCAGAUUCAAGCCCA